UACAGUAGUCAGAAUGCGACAGCUUGAGAAAGAUUUCAAAAACACUGAAAAAGGAGUAAUACUAGUCUGUUCUUUCAACAGGGUAGCCCAGUAAGCCAUGGACGUGAGGCCAUAAUUUGAAAACAGAUAUCGUUCGUGUUGCAUACUUUUCUAGACCUUAGCUAGCUAGGUAAAGUAUCAAACCGUCGCUUGCCAAACCACCUCUUCCAGAGGUAUGAAAUCACAAAUGUUAUAUCACAACACACAGUGAAAUACCUAACUUGCAUAGAAACAAAAAAAAAAAAAACAACACUGACGUGGAUCAUAGUCAUGGCUUUGAGCAUGGACAUCAGCGUUUCUUUUCUCAAAUGUGAACUCGCCUCCACCAUCGACCAGGCGGUAAGAUGCGCCGUUGAAACGGUUUUAAAAGAAACGGCAAGAGUUGUUGGCAUGAAACUGGCCGCGGCUCGUAAUGCUGCCGCAGAGUCCCACCGAGAGAACCAGAGCCUGCGGGAGAGACUGGAGAUCUCCGAAAGUGAGCUAAAAGCGGUACGCUACUACAUGACAGCGGCGGAAAAAAACAUUAAACAGUGCUUACUCCUGAACAGAAACCAGCCUCGGUCAACUGUCGUGCGGCCAAACACAGACGACGCACUCUUUCAGUUUCUCUCACACUCUGCGGACGAAAGCCCCACAUCACUACCGCAGAGCAGAGAUUCCACCCGCAAGACCUCACCAGGAAGAAUCCACAAUGCUAAAAAUGUCCCCAGUGUUGGACUCUGUCUUCCCACGGUGCAGUCAGACUGGCCUCGUGUUUGUGUCAACCGCAAAAAGACACGUUUGUCUUCAACAGGCAACAGUUCAGCUCUCACGAGUGACCCCACGACCUCUCAAGCCCUUGGGGAAAACAACCCUGCUCUAUUAAGGCCAGAGGAUGUGACAGAGUGUCCGUUUUACAUCGCCAAUGAGGGUGUCUCGGAAAAAGACAACAGUUCUGCAUUGGCAGACUCUGAGAGGGGUCAUGACGAGCCAGAAGCUUCAAGCUCAUCCAUAAACCCACCAGAGGUCCCUUCUGACAUCACAAAAUUCGAGUUUGAGAUGAGCACACCUGCAGGGAAUGUCAACGAGCUGGAGCUGAUCCAGGUGAUGGAGGACUCUGAGGAUGUCAAACAAGGCACUGUUAAAAUAGAAGAUGACCCUGAGUCAUUUACACUAGAGCCACCUUCAUCUGAUCCAGCUGUAGCUUCUUCAUCCACCUCCAUGCAAGUGUUCCCACAAAUCACCUCACCUCAAAUACUGGAGAGCGAAGGGGAUGCUUUGGUGGCUUUAGUGCCACCUGUGGGGAUUGACACAGGGCUAAGUGGUCCUGUCGAGAGCCCUGAUAAAGUGCACCUCUGCAACAUUUGUGGCCGGGGAUUCCGACGUUUCUACUGCUUGAAAACACACCAGCGCAUACAUACCGGAGAGCGCCCUUAUCCUUGUAGAUACUGCGAGAAACGCUUCCGCCAUUUAGACAGCUUACACAAGCACCAGCGCAUUCACACAGGGGAGAGACCCUACCGCUGUGCACAGUGCGGAUGCUGCUUCAGAGAACUGGGUCAACUCAAAAAGCACAGACUCAAACACUCGCCCACAUUUGUUCCAGUGGCUCAUCCCGCCUUCCCUCUCCUCCCAGCCGGGCCCCCCUAUGUCUGGCCACAUCUCAACUCCCAGUCUUUGGAUUCAGUCUAAAACACAGAGGCCUGGUGAACAUUUAAUUAGUAUAUAGAUGUUUUUAUUUGUGGAAAAACAUUCAUCUGAUGUAAAGUUCAUUUAUUCAGUAACAGUUUGGUUCAAAAGCAUUUGGACAAUUGCUGUGCUUGAAGAAGGCAGGAGCACCCCCACUAAAUUCAGAAGCACUAUUGAUUUUGAUCUGGAAGCGGUUCCAGAUCAAAAUCAAGAGUACUUCUGAAAUUAGUGGGGGUGCUCCAGUAGUUGAAGAUGUAAUAAUGCAUCAACAUAGUCAAAUUGAGGGUGUUUUAACAUCCGUUUGAGGGUGCUUGGCGUAGAAUCCGACCUGGCUUAAAGCAUAAGUAUUUGCCUGAUUGCGUAACAGUUUGUCCUUAACUCACCCUUACAGCAUUCCAUAUAUAUUAGAUUGUACAAAUUACCUCACUAGAAAUGUGCUAUAUCAUAACCUCAGUUGUGUUUUCCAUGGAUAUGAACUUCAUCUAAGUCUUACUCUGUUAAACAUUUCAGUGGGCUCCAAAUAUGAAUAA
Xyrauchen texanus (razorback sucker) is the source of this 2237-nucleotide messenger RNA. Its product is annotated as zinc finger protein 16-like. Lineage: Eukaryota; Metazoa; Chordata; Actinopteri; Cypriniformes; Catostomidae. The record is from RefSeq and is a predicted model, not a curated record. The coding region runs from base 310 to 1710 and encodes 466 amino acids. The transcript is spliced from 2 exons. Gene Ontology annotation, molecular function: RNA polymerase II cis-regulatory region sequence-specific DNA binding; DNA-binding transcription factor activity. Gene Ontology annotation, biological process: regulation of transcription by RNA polymerase II.